AUGGCUGAGGCAAGCAUAAGAGCGGCAUCCAAGGUGCAAGGAGACCGAAUGCUAAGGGAACAGUUGCGAGUGCAGAACAAGCGUCAAAACUCGCAGACAACCAACCACCCUGAGAGUAGCACUACCGCUACUAACAAACGGCACAAACCGGACAACGGUGCACCCAAUCAGCCCCAACCAACAGGACAAGCCCAAGAAAAAAAAAGGUCGCGUGAGGAGCGUUCAUGUCCCUAUUGUAAGAUAAUGCCAGGCCCACAUCGGGUUCGGUCUAUGUCCCAAGAUGGCUUCGAAUCAGGCCAAGCAGGCUGA
Molecule: messenger RNA, 309 nt
Organism: Sphaeroforma arctica JP610
Lineage: Eukaryota; Ichthyosporea; Ichthyophonida
Exons: 1
Coding region: 1-309 (102 amino acids)
Source: RefSeq, a predicted model, not a curated record